Molecule: messenger RNA, 2097 nt
Organism: Mya arenaria
Lineage: Eukaryota; Metazoa; Mollusca; Bivalvia; Myida; Myidae
Product: interferon-induced protein 44-like
Exons: 7
Coding region: 607-1569 (320 amino acids)
Source: RefSeq, a predicted model, not a curated record
GGGAGAGUAGCUUCCCUUGCAAAUAUAUACAAACAUGACCUCUUGGCAGUCUUGUAAACAAGGAUGAACUCUAGGAAGAUUGCUUCAUUAAAGUCGGCAGUUUAUAAGGGGAACCAAUGGCAAUCAAAGUAAGAUUGUCAGAUGGUUAGAAGAACCAACUGGAACAAUGGAUUGGACACGGCCACAAGGACUGUGUGUUGCUGUUCAGCUUUUCCAUAGACGGUGGAACAGCAAGUGCUUUCCACAACAAGUGCAACAACCAAGGUCCUACAGUCACUGUGAUACACAAUGAACACAAGUCCGUGUAUGGGGGAUAUGCUAACCAGUCGUGGACAUCAUGCAAUGGCGAUGUAACCGACCAGCAGGCAUUUCUCUAUCAGCUGCAGUUUUCUGGAGCUAUUAAGUGUAAUAAAUUCCCAGUAUCCAAUCAUUCAUGGGCAUUAUAUGAUAAUGCUAAUUGUGGACCGAUUUUCGGGCGCAGUAUGCAUGAUUUGUGGAUCUUCUGCAGUGCUACAAAGACCGGAGGCUUUUACAAUUUGGAUGGCCACAUGGAUGGAUUUGGAACCAACUACAACGUUAAUGGUAAAAAAGCAACAGAAGUGAACAAUGGCACAAAAUGUGUGGAAGAACUGGAGGUUUAUAAAGUUGUUGAUUGUAGUGGGAAUCUGUGCUCGCCAUGCUGUACCGAAAGCUAUGGAAGAAAAGCCAUGGCGAAAAACGAGCCAAUGGAGUCAGAAGAAAAUGCUGGAGGACAUUGCUUCUCUUAAGCCAGUAUUUGAGCUCGGCGUAACUGACUUCCGGAUUGCAAUGUUUGGGCCGCUGGGAGGGGGUAAGUCCAGCUGCGUCAACACUCUGUUGUCAACGUUUUCUGGUAGAAUAUCACAGCGAGCGUCUACGGGGUGUGGCAGAACAGGCACGAUAACAUCGUACACGCCAUAUCCACUGAAGUCCAGUUCUGGGUCGUCGUCAAACAUUCGAGUUUAUGGUACUCCUGGAUUUACUGAAGCUUCUGGAUUGGAUAUGAUAGAUUUCUAUCACAUAUUAGAGGGGCAUGUUUGCGAUCACUUUAUGUUUCACCCAUCAGCCCACAUUACAUGGAAGUCAGAGAAGUUUGUUCAGAAACCAACAAUGAACCAUCGUAUUCAUUGUGGAGUGAUCGUCAUUGAUGCUUCGACGGUUGAUGCUCUCACAGAUGAAAACACGUCUAAACUGAAAGCACUGAAAUCCUUGAUGGACGAAAAAGGGAUCCCUUGUGUUGUCCUACUGACCAAAAUCGACAAGGUUGCUCCUGAACUGGAAGACAACUGGAAGACGACCUUUAAAGAUCCAAAGGUCAAGGAGUGCGUGGACAAAGCAGCAACCGCAAUUGGAAUCAGUAGAAACAACGUGCACCCAGUGAAGAAUUACGAGAUAGAAGUAGAGGUCGACGAAGAUUUGAAUGUGCUGUCGCUGUUGGCGUUGCGGCAAAUCAUACACCUCUCGAUGGAUCACAUGGAAAACGUGAAGUUGCGAGAAGACGGAAAUGCUGUUUCUGAGAGCGCGGAAGCGGUGGGGUCAGAUACCGCUUAAAUUUAAAAGGAGUUUUUAUUCAGUAACGUGAGAUGGAGUUAAUCUUACAGGAUGUUCACAUUAAUUAAUUCGGAUUCUUUGUUAUCAUUAUUGCUAAUAAAUGGUAAGGUAUUCAAACUUGGUAGGGAAAAUAGUCUUUUUCAGCAGAUGGCCACAUUUGAUUUUAAAGUCGGUCGAUCAAAGGUCACGGUCAUGGUGACUUUUAACACAAAAAGGGAGUCCGAUUGAUAAGUAGAGUAUCCUCGGGACUCAAGCUUAGAAGGUAGAUUAUGCCCAGCAAAUGAAGUCUAUUGAUUUUACCGUCUGAAUUUCAAAGGUCAGUGUCGCAGUGACCUUGAACACAAACAACUUUAUCCGAAUAAUACUUAGUGUGUGUUCGGGCCUACGGUUUUCAAACUUGAUAGGGAUGUUGAUCAUGACAAGCAGAUGACCCCGAUUGAAAAUUAGGUCAAAUGACAUGGUCGCUGUGGCGGUGACCUCUACCCUUCUGAUUUUGUACUCAUUAGGUCAAAAGUCAUGUUGGAAAAA